This is a messenger RNA of Drosophila erecta, 1290 nucleotides long. Its product is annotated as ubiquitin-conjugating enzyme E2 R2. The transcript has 3 exons. The coding region runs from base 200 to 1141 and encodes 313 amino acids. The record is from RefSeq and is a predicted model, not a curated record. Lineage: Eukaryota; Metazoa; Arthropoda; Insecta; Diptera; Drosophilidae. Gene Ontology annotation, molecular function: ubiquitin conjugating enzyme activity. Gene Ontology annotation, biological process: protein polyubiquitination; ubiquitin-dependent protein catabolic process.
ACAUGCGCAAUCGCCACCUUCUCAGCGGCAGACUCAGCGUGGCCAUCCCUGGCUAAAAUAAUGACACCCUGGUUUUUGUUUUGUAAAGUGAAAUUGUUGCAAGUCAAACAACAAUAAUACAAAUCAGUAAAAACGCGUUUAAGAAGUCAAAAACAAUUGCCCACACAAAGCACGGCAACAACUGCAAGUGGCUGAACAAAUGACCACCGCCGCCUCCACAUCGCAGCAUGCGACAUCGUCCUCCACAAUGAUGGCGUCGUCCGCCGCCGGUACCGCCCCCACGACCACGCCCAGCAGCUCGGCAGUUCGCGCCCUGGCCAUGGAGUACAAGUCACUGCAGGAAGAGCCGGUCGAGGGAUUCCGCGUCAAGCUGAUCAACGACGACAAUUUGUUCGAAUGGGAGGUGGCCAUCUUCGGGCCACCGGACACCCUCUACCAAGGCGGCUACUUCAAGGCGCACAUGAAGUUCCCGCACGACUAUCCAUACUCACCGCCAUCCAUACGCUUCCUGACCAAGGUCUGGCACCCAAAUGUCUACGAGAACGGUGAUCUGUGCAUAUCCAUACUACAUCCGCCGGUGGAUGAUCCGCAGAGCGGGGAGCUGCCCUGCGAGCGCUGGAAUCCCACGCAGAAUGUGCGCACCAUCCUGCUGUCGGUCAUAUCGCUGCUCAACGAGCCGAACACAUUCUCGCCGGCCAACGUGGACGCCUCGGUCAUGUACCGCCGAUGGCGGGACUCACAGGGUAAGGACAAUGAGUAUCCCAACAUCAUACGGAAACAGGCACUGGCCGCCAAUGCCGAGGCCAAGCGGGAGGGCAUUGUGGUGCCGAUGACCCUAGAGGACUAUUGCCUGAAGCCCACGCGCAAGCCCACAACGGAGUCUGGCCUGGAUGCCAACUUCUAUGAUGAUGAUUUCGAUCUGGAGACGGAGGAUGAUCUGCCAUCUGAUGAUGACUUCGAUGAGGACGACGACGAUGAUGAGGACGAGGAUGAGGAUGAGGACAGUGCCACAGCGCCGAUUAGCAAAAAUAAUGGAGGCAGCAGCAAGUGCAAGAACAACGGGCUGGGCAGGGAGGCGGCCGCUGCCGGAGCGGACGAUGCCGAAUCCGCUGACGACAGCGGCAAGGGCGAGACCACAUAAUGCAGCCAGGCCAGAGUCGCGUCAUCUCUUCCUCCCACUCCUGCCCAAGGCGGCGAGCCACCGCCUUUUCAUUUCUCCAACAUUAUUACUAUGAUUAAUUCUAAUUAUAAACGUUUCAAAACUAAACCGAACAACUGAGAAAACAAUUA